AUGUUGAAUGACACCUGGACACAAAGCCUCUCCCAAAUCCUGGGCUGGGCCUAUUUCGUCCUGUGGUCGCUGUCCUUCUACCCACAACUCCUUCAUAAUCACCGUCGCCGCUCGACGGAGGGCUUCUCCGUCGACUUUGCCCUGCUCAACCUCCUCGGAUUAACCGCAUACACCGUUUUCAACGCUUGUUUCCUCUUUUCGCCGGUCGUGCGCACCCAGUAUGCCCAGCGAUAUCCCCAGAGCCCCGAACCGACCGUCCAAUGGAACGAUUUCAUCUACGCUCUCCACGGAUCCCUGAUCUGCUGCUGGAUCGGCAGCCAUUUCCCCUGCGCGCGGUUCUGGAACUUCAAGUCCAAGCCGCAGCGGGUAGGUGUCUCGACUCUCGUGGCCAUCUGGGGCUGCGUGGGGGUGGUCUCCCUGGCCGUUCUGUGGGCUCUAGUAUCGGCGUCGUGGGAAUGGAUUGACGUGGUAAGAGAGCGCACCCCGACUGAUGAAAUCACUACACUACUAACUGAGAUAUAUCACAUGGAGGUCUACGUGGUCGGCAUGAUCAAGGUGUUCCUAACGGCCGUCAAAUACACGCCCCAGGUGGUGAUGAAUUAUUGGCGGCAGUCGACGGCCGGGUUUUCCAUCGGGGCGAUCCUGCUGGAUCUGGCGGGCGCGGCGCUGUCGCUGAUGCAGCUGGUGCUGGACUCCUCGUUGCAGGCGGAUUGGUCAGGCACCGUCGGCAACGGAGCCAAACUCCUGUUGGGGAACAUCACCGUUCUAUUCGAUCUCAUCUUUAUCUUCCAGCAUUUUGGGCUGUAUCGCGAGCGGCCGGUGGGAAAGAAGCCGGGGCUAUCGGAGCACGAUCCUCUCCUGGAUAGGUAG
Aspergillus bombycis is the source of this 870-nucleotide messenger RNA. RefSeq names its product putative L-cystine transporter. The transcript has a single exon. Gene Ontology annotation, cellular component: fungal-type vacuole; vacuolar membrane. The record is from RefSeq and is a predicted model, not a curated record. The coding region runs from base 1 to 870 and encodes 289 amino acids. Gene Ontology annotation, molecular function: L-cystine transmembrane transporter activity. Gene Ontology annotation, biological process: L-cystine transport. Lineage: Eukaryota; Fungi; Ascomycota; Eurotiomycetes; Eurotiales; Aspergillaceae.